Sesamum indicum (sesame) is the source of this 2279-nucleotide messenger RNA. It is a transcript of the gene BT3, whose product is annotated as BTB and TAZ domain protein 3. The record is from RefSeq and is a predicted model, not a curated record. Gene Ontology annotation, molecular function: protein binding. NCBI's taxonomy places the organism in Eukaryota, Viridiplantae, Streptophyta, Magnoliopsida, Lamiales, Pedaliaceae.
UAGUUAAUCUGUUCUCAAGUGUUCUUCCUAAUAUUAAUAUGAAUUUAAUAAAACUUGCAAUUGUUUUCCUUGAGUUUGCUGAUUUUGUAAUUGAAGAUGUGGUUAUAUUGGUUGGUUCAUCAUUCAGGAUUGCUUACUUGUAUCUACUACUGUAUGAGUUACCGGUGAAUUGCAUGCUUUAAUUUUGAGUGCGUGUGUUGUCGCUUGUGAUGGAGAUACAAUUUAAGAACAAGGGGUCGACAAUCGGUAUCGACCUCAAAAAUAUAGGAGAAUUUCUCAGAAGAAGAUGGAUAUUAGAAGGAUCAUUUUGUUUAAAUAUAGGCACAAUGAUUCGCAAACAGAGUAGGACUUCACAUUUAUUAAUUUUUCGCCACUCUUGGACAUUACAUGUUUUUUCGAAAUUUAUUUUGAAUAAAUGGUAGGGGUCUACGCCAUAUCCCCCAUCUAGAGUUAAACAUGCUUUUACUUUGAUCCCAAAUGCUGGAAAAAUCAUGUCUUUGAAUCACUGUUAUCCAGAUUGUAUUUACUCUCAUGUUUUGCCUUCUGAAUUUUCCAAAUGAAUGAAUUUAGCUUUCAGGAAUUUCAUUUUCUUUUUUUCGUUGAGAAAGGAAUCAGCAGACUGCAAUUCGAUGCAAAAACAUAUAAAAUCUUAUGCCUUUUUGCCGAAUGCUACUAUGUUGUUAUCAAUUGGCAAACACUUCUUGAUCUUUUUAACAUAUAUAUGGGCAUAUGUAUCAUUUAUUUAUGUUGUUUUUAAUUUGCUGAAUCAAAAACUAAGAUCCAUGCGUACGUAUAUUUGGCAGUACAUUUCUUCCCAUUGAAAUUCUCUUUCUCCAAGGAGGGGGGCAAAGGGAAUGUAGGUGGGGACCUGAAAUUUGUGCUUUCUUAGUACUUAACCAAUCGUAGUCCCUUCGGAUGGAAGAAUUCUUAGGAUUCUGCUGAACAAUUCAUUCAAGGCAAGCAAACAGUAGUUGUUGAUGGGCUCACCAGCUGUUGAUAUUUCCUGGCCAUCCUCUUUCAUCGAGUCUUUUGAUCGGCCUUUCGAUAUACAGAUUGAGGAAGGGAAUUCAUCGACCGCUUUAACUUAUGUUGAUGAUACAAAGUUGUCUUCAUUUCACCAUCAUAAUAUUCCAAAACCUCCUCCGCCGCCAAGGAAAAAUUUGAAUCGAGGACUUGCAAAGCAUUGUAGCAUUCCUCAGGAAACCAAAGAUAUAUGGGACAAGCUCUUCAAAGAGGGGUAUGGAGCCAAUGUGCAUAUUAUUAUGGAGGAUGGAGCGAUUAUUGCCGCUCAUCAUUGCGUUCUGAGUGUUGCGUCGCCAGUGCUGGGGAAUUUGCUGCAACAAUCAAAAGUUAAGAGUGGUGUGAGAUAUAUAAGGAUUCCUGGAGUACCGUUUGAUGCCCUCCGUGCUUUUAUCCGUUUCCUCUAUUCAUCUUGUUACGAAGAAGAGGAGAUGAAGAAGUUUGUUCUCCAUUUGCUUGUUCUGUCACAUUCCUAUGUAGUACCAUCUCUUAAAAGACUCUGCGAGAACAUUCUUGAACACGGUUGGUUGACUAAUGAAAACGUCAUAGAUGUACUGCAAUUAGCUAGGAGUUGCGAUGCUCCACGACUUGCCCUCAUUUGUCAACGUAUGGUCGUGAGGGACUUCAAAUGCAUCUCCAGAACUGAAGCAUGGAAAGUGAUGAAGCGUGCUAAUCCAUCUCUAGAGCAAGAAUUAUUAGAGUUGGUUGUGGAAGCUGAUUCAAGAAAACAAGAUAGACUGAAGAAAGUCGAAGAGAAAAAGGUAUACCUCCAGCUGCACGAGGCAAUGGAGGCUCUGCUUCACAUUUGCCGUGAUGGAUGCAGAACGAUUGGGCCUCGUGAUAAAGUGCUAAAAGGAAGCCAGGUGCCAUGCGGUUUCCAGGCGUGCAAGGGUCUUGAGACUCUAAUCCGUCAUUUCUCCGGCUGCAAGACUCGAGUUCCCGGUGGAUGCAUGCAUUGUAAGCGCAUGUGGCAGCUUCUUGAGCUACAUUCCCGCAUGUGCAACGACCCCGAAUACUGCAAGGUCCCUCUUUGUAGGCAUUUCAAGGUGAAAAUGCAGCAGCAGAGCAAGAAAGACGAGGCGAAGUGGAAGCUCUUGGUGAGCAAAGUGAUUGCAGCAAAGAAUGCCCAGAAACUGUUGUCAUCUCAGAGGUCGAGUUUCCAGCGACCGGAUUGCAGAUGUUAAUCGAUGUUCAUAAAAAGGGUAUGGCCGAUAUUUUAGCAGGCCUUAUUCGGAUGUAAAAAUCAGUAUAAAUUAGAA